Molecule: messenger RNA, 798 nt
Organism: Mytilinidion resinicola
Lineage: Eukaryota; Fungi; Ascomycota; Dothideomycetes; Mytilinidiales; Mytilinidiaceae
Exons: 1
Coding region: 1-798 (265 amino acids)
Source: RefSeq, a predicted model, not a curated record
AUGGCGCCGCGUCUCUGGAUUAUGACGACCCUGUCCAGCGGAAACGUUAACCCCUUACAUCGACAACGGGUCAAAGGUCGUGACAUCAUUGUCACUGAGGAACCUCGACUGCAUUUGAUCUGGAUCCACGACCGCAUAUUCGUUAAACCUCUUCCACGAUAUUUGCUAUCGCACGCGUUUUGGGAGACGUACCUAGACGAGAGUUCAGACCGACUGGGCGAUAGUCAAAGCAAUAUUCGCAAGGCUGCGACUGGAUGCCUGCGGACGUACCGCUACUUGAUCCAGCACGAAUCGGAUUUCAACAUUGCUCAACAAGACAACCUUCGUCUUAUCCCCAAGGACGUGGAUUGGGCAUCAUUCUGCCAACUCAUUUCAGAACUCAACCAUAUUGAGGACUCAGCGGUGUCAAGACGGUACGGCUACGGCGAGCUAAGGCUAACGCGACUCAACUUCUAUGCUCCGCUGUUUUUACGCAAAUUUCACUUUGAACAGGUGCAUGGACAAUAUGGAGAUUUCUUUGGGCGGCUGUAUGGACCUAUAUUGUUCGUGUUCGCUCUAGUCUCCACAAUCUUGAAUUCCCUGCAGGUUGCGCUUGCGGUCGAGCAGUUGGUGGCCGCUCAUUGGGAGUCAGUCUGGUAUCUGUCUCGCUGGUUUAGCAUGGUAAGCCUGGUAGGAGCAGCUAUUAUCUCGAUGUGGCUCGUCCUGCUUUGGCUAUGGCUAUUUCUGGAUGAGUGGGUCUAUACUGCAAGACGCAAGAUGGAGAAGAGGCGAGACACCCGUAGUACAUUAUCGUGUUAG